This is a messenger RNA of Lachancea dasiensis, 2376 nucleotides long. The record is from the annotation of a GenBank genome assembly. NCBI's taxonomy places the organism in Eukaryota, Fungi, Ascomycota, Saccharomycetes, Saccharomycetales, Saccharomycetaceae.
AUGGGAUCUCUGAGAACAUUUAUCAAGGAUGUACGUGGCGCUAAAACAUUGGCCGAAGAACGAUCCAUCGUAACCAAGGAGUCGGCCAGAAUUAGAACGAAACUCAAAGACGAUCAUUUGCCCCAAGAGAAAAGGCGCAAAAACAUACACAAGCUCCUUUAUCUCCAUAUUUUGGGUGAAAAGACGCAUUUUGCCCAAGUGGAAUGCAUCAAUCUCAUCGCGUCUGAUGACUUUCGCGAUAAGAGGCUCGGAUACUUGGCUGCUAUGAUUCUACUGGACGAGCAUCAAGAAGUGCUAACCUUACUGACCAAUCUGAUCAGUAAUGAUCUAACACACCCAAAUAGAUACGUCGUGUCCCUAGCGCUGUCCACUUUAGGCUCAUUGACAUCCCCGGAAUUGGCUCGCGAUCUGUACCCUGACGUAGAGACCAUCCUGGCGCGUUCUACGGACGAAUUCUUGGUCAAGAAAGCACUUCAGUGCGCUGCUAAGCUAAUCGAGAGAGACGCCUCUUUGCUAGAAAUAUUCUACCCGUAUGUCGGAACCAUUCUAAAAUCGCACCAUUUAUGCACACACGGCGGUUUACUCGGUGUCGUCAAAUUGUGUCAAGUCGCUCUUUCGUGCCGGCCUCAAUACGAGUAUGACAAUUAUCCUGAGAUAUUGCAGAGCUUGGUAGCCAAUAUUCCAGAGCUUUUCUCUCUUCUUCAAGACAUGAACUCGACCAGUUUCAACCCUGAGUAUGAUGUUGGCGGAACUUGCGAUCCAUUUUUACAAGUGGAACUUCUGUACACUUUACGUCUAAUGUUCGAGCUGGCACCUCAGGGAACCGACAGGUACAAAAACAAAUUAAAUGAUAUACUGACAAAAAUUGCCACGAAUUCCGAUGGCUCCAAGAACGCUGCUCAUGCUGUUUUGUAUGAAUGUGUCCGCACAAUUUUUGCUCUUCAGCUUGAUCAAUCUCUAAAAAUUCUUGGAGUGAAUGUUUUGGCCAAGUUUUUGGGAGGGAAAGACAAUAACACCAAGUACGUGGGACUCAACACUCUACUCGAUGUUGUUCCUCAAGAACCGAAUGCUGUUCAAAAGCACCGCAAAUUUAUUUCGCGCUGUUUAUUUGACCCCGAUAUCUCUAUCAGGGCUAGAGCUGUAGAAUUGACCUUUGCAAUUCUCAACGAUUCGAACAUGACGGAGUUAGUAGAAGAACUACUAUCAUUCCUCAAGGGGUCUGAUGAUCAGGACAAAGAUUUGAUCAUCAGUACUGUAAAUCAUCUAGUGAAUCACUUCGACUCGCGAACCCCAGAUCAAGAAAAUUGGGCAAUUGAUGUGAUGGUUCAAGUUUUAAAAGUUGUUGGCCAACACAUUUCUUUAGACAAAGUUAGUGAAGUUUUACUGAUGAUCAACAAUGGCCAGGAUUUGAACCAUAAGUUGCAAGUGAUCCAGCAAAUAUUAACAGUGUCAUUAGGCAGACUUGAAGGCGUUGUCAAAGGUGACAAUUUGGCAUGGAAACUAAUGAGCGUUUGGUGCAUCGGUGAGUACGGUGACAUCCUGCUACAAAAAAACAUAUUUUCGGACACUAGGCUUGCAGAGUACCUCUCUGCACUGAACCACAUGUAUUCCGACAGCAUAAUGUUAAUUGGUUAUGUUUUAACCGCAGCACUAAAACUGUCAUCAAAGACCAACAAUCCAGGUUGUGUGGAGGAAUUGCGACAGAUCAUAAUGGGUCAUACCCGAGACACUAACUUGAUGCUCCAAAAUAAGAGUUAUCAGUACUCUAUAAUAUUCAAUCAACCUGCCGGGCUAAAGCACGACAUUUUGGGAGCUAUGCCGUUUUUUGAGAAGAAAAGCAAAGGUGGAAGCGACAAAGUUAGUCUGCAAAAAAACAUGGCUCCACCCACCAAGCCGGUGGAAUCUAGCCUCCUAUUAGAUCUUCUAGAAACUUCCCCCCCUCGUAAUCCUCCCACAAAGUUUCACAAUGAUGUACUAGCCAGUCAGGUAGAAAAUGACACCAGAACAGCUCCUCUGGCUGGUAAUGGGGUUUAUGCUUCUGUUCCUGAAAAUGCUGCACAAUGUUAUACCUCUUCUGAAAUGGCUGUUUUCAUGAGGAUUAAAUCCGUGGGACCUGAAGGAGCUGAGCUGGAAUUGUUUGUCCGGGCAGUUGUUCCUAUGCAUAACGUCCAAAUUUUUGCAGCAGUAUCCAAGACUCAGAAACUCAUUUUAGGGACUUUAUCUAGCGCAUCGCUCGAGUCAGACCAGGUCUGUGUACAGGAACUGCGGGUAAGUGGUAGUGGGAAGCUCAAAUUCAGGAUAAAGAUUGUACACCAAGGUUCCGAUAUGAACUUAAAAACCGAGCAGUUUGAUCACAAAUUCGACCAAAGCUUGUGA